GUGCAAAUGUGUCGCAUCACUACUCGGAUUGUGCGCUUCGUUCACUAUCAGUGAAUGUUUUAUUAUUUUAAUAAUUUUUCAAUCUAAAUGUAAAAUAAAAUUUGGAAAAUGCGUUUUUAUUCAGUUCUCUAUUACUUUUCAUAAUUUUGUUUCAAGUGGCGUCCGUCGCAAGCUAUUGCGAUGGACGUGCCGGACGAAAGUGUACUGGACGUAGAUUUGUUAGCUGACGAUGGUUCAGAAGAGGAAGGCGAAGCGCAGCCAUCAUCAGAUUUCUACAUAGGCCCCGGGUCCACUCCUACGUCAUGCGCAUCGUCGCCGCGCGGCGAGGAGCCCGCGUCGCCGGCCGGGACGCUGUCCCAGCCCUCGUUCUUCCAUCCCUACACCCGCCCGUUCUUCACCUCCGCCAGGCGAGGCCCGGGCAGGCCAAGGAAGGAAGGGCCCAAGUUGACACGAGAAGGGAAAAUUGUCAGAAGAUAUCGUGCCAACCCUGGGUCUGUCAGAGGAGCUAAAAGACACCGUGGCAGCCGUGAGGACUCGUUGGAAGAUGUCAUGGACGAGGAUGAUUUCACCAUGCCUGCUCCCGAAGAACCACCUUUUAUGCCUGAAAAAUGGCCCGGUAAAGUAUGCGCUCUGUGCAACCUGAGCGAGCGCAGUCAGCUGGGGCAGGGCGAGAUGCGCCAGAUCGUGGUCAGCAUCGAGGGGGAGGCCGGGGCCGGGGUCGGGGCGGGGGCGGGGGCGGGGGCUGGGGCGGCGUCGGGGGCGGGGGCGGGCGGCGCCACGCCCACCGGCGCCGCGGCCCCGCCUCUGCCCGUGGGGCUCGCCUCGCCGCCGCCCGAGGUCGACAACCAGCAGCAGUUGGCGUUGCCGCUCAGUCGGAGGCAGAAGGCUUUUAAUAAGUGCAAAACACCUUUGUUCAACAUGGAACACACUGACGAACUGUCCAUCAUAGGCUAUACUGAAACUCUAGAAUUCCCAGGCGUUGUAUCUUCUAGAGCUCUAUACCUCCACCGCUCUUGCCUAGAGUUCAGCCCUCCAUUUCAAGACCAGGUUGCAGCUGGAAUAUCCGAAGAAGAUAAGGAAUGUUUGGAAGAAGCGAGGAUUAGAGGAAUAGUGACACAAGCACUGCAAAGAAAAUGUGCCUUUUGUUCACGAUUUGGUGCUAGUAUACCUUGUAAAAUGAGUUGCAAUAAAUACUUCCAUCUGCCUUGCGUGCUAGCGUCUGGUGGCUUCAUUGAUUUCCAGAGUAAAUAUUCAUUUUGCAAGGACCAUUUGUAUCAAGUGCCACUUAUCUGCACGUCGGACAUCGAGUGCCGCACGUGCCGCACCAUCGGAGACCUCGCCAACCUCAUGACGUGCGUGACGUGCGGCGGACACUACCACGGCACGUGCGUGGGGCUGGCGCAGCUGCCCGGGGUCCGUUCAGGCUGGUGUUGCCGCUCGUGCCGCGUGUGCCAGAUCUGCCGCGGGGAGGCGGCGGGGGGCGGCGGCGGCGGGGCCGCGGGGGCGGGGGCGGGGUCGGGGGCGGGGGGCGAGGCGCGCGCGGUCACGUGUGAGCAGUGCGACAAGCUGUACCACGCCACGUGUCUGCGGCCCGUGAUGGCCACUGUACCCAAGUACGGCUGGAAGUGCAAGUGUUGCCGCGUGUGUUCAGACUGCGGGGCCCGGUCCCCGGGCGCCGGGCCCUCCUCCCGCUGGCACGCGCACUAUACUGUAUGCGACUCGUGUUAUCAGCAAAGGAAUAAGGGCUCCUGCUGCCCUUUAUGCAGGAGAGCCUAUAGGGCUGCGGCGUAUAGGGACAUGAUCCGCUGUACACUUUGCAAAAGGUACGUGCACGGUAUGUGCGACCCUGAUGCGGAGCCUCUACAGUACAAGCAGAACAAAGAGAGGAAUCCAGGCUACGAGUACAACUGUCCCAUUUGCAAGAACCACAUGCAGCUGACUGGAACCAAAACUGGCUCUUUUGAAGAUGAAAAUACGGCGUCAACAUCACAAGAUUCAUCGUUUGGGGACGAGAAUUCUCAACACGAGCAAGACCCCCUCGCUAUGGAAGUUGUUGCAAAAGCGGACGUUGGCCUCGGCAAAGGCAAACCUUACACAGUGUCGUCGAAAAUAGCCAAAAAGAAGAUGGGCGGCUACAAGCUAAAGGGUGGUUUCCCUCCGGCCGGCAAAAUGGGAUUCCAGAAGCGACAACGUUCCGUUUUAGACUUUGGCAGAAAGCGGGGUUCCAAGCCGAAGAUGCGGGGGGUUUUUGGGGUCCCUGGGCUGGGGCUCCAGAGGCCCCAAGCCCCGGAUAAUAAAGUGCCGGAGGACGAUCCCGGUGAGAAGUGUUCAAAUGGAAUGGAGAACAAACUGGUGCUAUGUUCGAGCAAAGACAAGUUCGUGUUGACUCAGGAUCUGUGCGUGAUGUGUGGCGCCGUGGGCACGGACUCCGAGGGCUGUCUGAUCUCCUGCGCUCAGUGUGGCCAGACCUACCAUCCUUACUGCGUCAAUAUCAAGGUUUCCCAAGUGAUAGUGACACUCGGCUGGCGAUGCCUCGACUGCACAGUGUGUGAGGGUUGCGGCAACCGCGGCGAUGACAACCUGCUGCUGCUGUGUGACGACUGUGACACCACGUGGCACACCUACUGCGCGCGGCCGCCGCUCAGUGAGGUCCCCCGAGGGGCGUGGAGGUGCGAGCGCUGCAGGCGGUGUUUGGUCUGUGGCACCAGGGACACUACCGCUUGGUGUGAUAACUAUACAGAGUGUGCGCCGUGCGCGUCGCUGGUGAUCUGCUGCGUGUGCUCGGAGCCGUACUCCGACGGGGAGCUCAUCAUACAGUGCUUCGGCUGCAACCGCUGGCUGCACGGCGCCUGCGACUCCAUCCGCGGCGACCACGACGCCGAGGCGUGUUGUCGCCAAGGGUACAAAUGCAUAAUAUGCCGCGGUCGCGACGUCCCCCCCCCUCACCUAGCGAGAGCGAUAGAAGCAGCCCCAGCUACUACCACUACCACCAUAACCACAACAUCUAGACCUACCCCCCGCCACACCGCUAUAUCCCUCGGUCUAGGCGGAGAAUAUUACGUGGACGACGUCUGUCUGUCACAACGAGGGGCCCAUCAUAUGAAGCAGUUGGAGGCGGACUUGGGAAUAACCCACACGAGGCGGAAAAGGAGGUUCAAGAAUGAGAACACGGAGAAGGACGCUGAAAUAAUGGCAUCUAUUGAAACAGUGGUUCAGAACGCUGACGUCGAGAUGGGAGACGACUCCAAGCCGGACAGCACGGCUGAGGUCAAGGAGGAACCUGGCGUAACCACGAACACGAAUCUAAAAGAAGGCACUCUAUGGAACGUUGCCAACGACGGCCCACCGCCGGAAGGCUUCACAGUCUACACCAUAGAGUCGGGACUCACUGUGUUGAGGCGGAAACGACAGCGGAACCUGAAUAAAUUGGGGAUUGGUGGGUUUGUGGUGCGACAGAGACAAAGCAGCAAGGCGCAGCUUGAUGAUGAUAAGGAUGGCGAUGGAACGCAGGCUGGAGAAUCUCCAGGCAACAAAAGGAAGCCACGGCGAAAACCAAGAUCUAAGCUGAUGGAGCAAUUCCCAUCCUAUAUGCAAGAAGCGUUCUUCGGUAAAGAGUUGUUGGAGCCCAGCAAACCUUCAGUCAGUUCCACUGGAAAUCCAUCAGAGAGCCCAUUACGAUCGACCACUCCGGAAGGUUACCGGGAACUGAGGGACUUCAAGCUAGACUUGGAUAACUCGGACACGGACGGAGAAGAUGUCAUGUCUGCUUUGACUGUCUACAAUGACCAGGACACCUCUUAUAUCAUCACACUUAACUCUGAAGAAGUAGAUCUAUUAAACUCUCUAAAACCGAAAGAAGAGAAAGACGACUCUAACAGCACAGAGGUCAAGGUGAAGACUGAACUAGAGGACGGUAACCUCAAACAUACAGAAGACUCGACCGCACUGAAGAAUGCUAUACUGGGACCACAGCCUGCCGAGCCCGAACAACCGCCUGCAACUGAGACCAUACCGACUGUGCAUAGCACUAAGACUGAACCUGUGGGCAGUGAAACCGGUGGGUCAUCCCAAGCCUCCACCAUAUCCCCCAAAGACGAGCUGUCCCUGCUGGGAGUGAGCCUGGACGCGAUGGUGCGCGACUCGCUGCCCGACAUGGACAGCACUGACGUCGACGAGAUAUUCAAGGGCGUGCUCACUGACGACUCGCAGGAGUCUCAAGAAUCGUCCGUGUCGUAUGUGAAUUCAAUAGCGGGCACUCCUUAUUCGCAACAGAGACAGCAAAUGCAGAGUCCUAUGGAAUACUCGUCGCCUUACCACAAUGAGUUUAGUAGCAAUAACAGCAAUGCGGCCCUCAGCCCCCUGUUCGGGGGCGCCGGGGGCGCCGCCCCGGGCGCGGCCUGGGAGCCCCCGAGCGCGCCCCCGCCCUCCUACAACCAGCGCAGCGCCGACAAGAUGCGGCAAGAUGAGAGCCUCGGCUCAGCGGCGACAAUAUCAGCAGUAUUAUACGCCAACACCAACCAUCCAGAAUGGAAGACAGACUUCCCAAACUGGGUGGAUCGUUGCAAACAGAUCCUGAAGAAAUGGCGGGCAUUGCCAUCGGAACAAAAAGCGCCAUAUUUACAAAGAGCAAGGGAUAACCGCACGGCGAUCAGGAUGAAGAAAGCGCAACAGAGCACGGGCGGUGCAGCGGAGCGCGAAUCCAGCCCCGCGCCGAGCGUUCCGAGCGCUCCGAGCGCAGUGAGCGCAGUGAACGCAGUGAGCGCAGUGAGCGCUACGACGACUGCGACCCCGGCGGUGCGCGCGCCCAACGUGACGGUGACCGCGGGCGGGAUCCUGGAGGCCGACGCGCACAUUCGCGUGCUAACCCCCUCCGAGAUCAUGCGCACGCUGCCGCGCCUCGCGAGGCCCACGGAACAAGAGCGCGCGUGCGGGCAGCAGCGAAGUGCGCGCGAAGCGGAACAGGAGCGGCAGUGGAAGCAUCUGCAGCAACAGCGGCAGCAGCAGACGCAGCAGCAACAGCAGAUUAUACACGACCAGAGAGUGCAAGCAGCGAUGCAGCGUUUACGUGCUCCAGGGAGUCCUACGGCGGCCCAGCCCGCGGCGCCGGCCGAAGCCCCGAGGCAGGCCUUUCCUGCGCAGCGGUUCCCAAUACACUACAACAAUGAGGACAUCAAUAGACAGCUGAGGGAUUUGCUGCAGAGGCAUCCGGAGAAGAUGUGGCCGCCACAAGCAGGUUCGGCAGAGGGUGGUGUUCCCGGGGCAGAAGGGCAGCCGUUCCGGCAGCCUCUGCCCGUAGGCGUGAGGCCCCGGGCUCCGCAUCCGGGGCAGCCACCGCCGAGGACCGAACACCCCAUGAUGAUGCAGCAACGCCUAGUAUUGUCAGAAGGUGGACAGAUACAACAAAACAUCAAUGCUGCAUCACAACAGGCGAUGGAACAGAAACAAGCCAACGCUCAAUCUAAUGCACCUGGAAGCGAACCCAAGCAAGAGCCAGGCCAUGACAAUGGGACUGACGAGAUGGAUAUGGGAGACAUGGAGAAACUUGAACAAGAUACUGGCAAUAUUGGAGAGGUUGACAAUAUCCUGACCGGUCUAGGCGGGGAAGACGACGAAGAGCUCCUAGAAUCGCUCACAGCAGAGAUCGGGGAACAGUUCAAUAUUCUGGAGUACGCCGACCCGGAGCUGGAUUCCCUCAACGGCGCGGAACUCAACUUGAACGAUUUGGAUUUGGACAUAGUGCCUGAGAGGCAUGCCAAGCGUGAACCUCAGGACGAAGGCGAGAAACAAGAUAACAAAAUGGACACGGAACUACAGAAAGCAGUCAAAAACAUAGAGGUGAAGACUGAAGUGAAGGCGGAGUUGCAAGAGGUGAAAACGGAAAUCCAGGAAAUCAAAGAUGGGCAACCGACGGGCGUGAGUCAGAUGUUCCCCGAUGGAGUGCAGAGGGUUAUUUCGCAGAACCAACAGAUUACUUUGCAGUCGACCAUCCAAGCUAUAAAAUCUGAAGUGAAGCUGGAAGGCUGGCGGCCACGGCUGCCUCACCACAUGCAGCGCCCGCCGCCGCCGACGCAACAUCCGCUGCAGCAGCGUAUGCAGCACCAGCAACAGCUGGGCCAACGCGUACAAUUCGGCGCGGGCGGACAAAUCCUAUCGCAACAAGUUAUACAACGCCCGCAAGUGUUCGCCUCGCAUCAACACAUGCAGCAUUAUACACAGCAGGGUGGAGCGGCGCCCGGUUCAGUCCAAAACGCGGCAGCCGUGAACGCUCAAAGUAUAGUGAACGCUAUGACGGCGCAAGUGAACGCGGGCAUAGCGGCCGGGCGCCAGAUACAGCCGGGGAAGAAGAUGCUGGGCAGGGACGGCGCCGUCGGCGUCGUCAGGCACGACGGCACCGUCACGCUCACCUCUCUGCCGCACUCAGCGGGCGUGAGCGCGCCCCCGCCCCCGUACCCGGGCACGCUGCGCGCGCACGCGCCGCCGCCCCCGCCCCCGCCCCCGCCCCCGCCCUAUCCGCAGUUUGAGCCGGACGCGUGGGCCGAGUGGCUGCAUCGCCGCCCGCUGCUGCUGCAGAACGUAAAUCAGGAGCAACCGUUGCUUCUGGAGGAGCUCCUGGAGCAGGAGAAGCGCGAGCAGGAGCGGGACGGCGGGGAGUGGAGCGGGGCGGGUCCGGCGGGUGCGGGUGCGGGUGUGGGUGCGGGGGCGGGGGUGGGUGCGGCAUUGGGCGCCCCCGCGCCCGCCGCGCCCUCCGUGCCGCUGUUCAGCGGCGCCCCGCCGCCGCAGCCGCCCGCGCCGCCCGACCGCCUGCUGUCCGAGGCCGACCACCACAAGCGUCUGCUCUACGAACACUGGCUCAAACAGUUCAACAGCUUCGCCACGCAGCAGCAGGCCUAUUACGAGGCCGAAGUGCAGAAACUGAGGAAGAUCCGCAAGUCGCUGAAUAGCAAGCAACGCCAACUGCGCAAGUCUGGCAAUGAGUUGAUGCCGAACGACGCGGCUGAGUUGCUCCGCGUGUCGACAGAACAAUCCGCUUUGCAAAAACAUCUCGACGCAGCGAGGAAGCAAGUUCGACAACAUGGAAUGCUCAUGCAGGAAUAUGAAACGAAACAAAGACAACAGAACCCUCAGCUAGCGCAGCAAACUGUUAUAAACCAGCAACAGAUUACUACAAACCAAACUAUCUUCCAAUCCAACCAGAACAUGCCGCAGUCUCCUCAAAUGCAACAGCAGACUAUAAACAGACCGAUGCAAUUAGGCUUGCAAGGCGUGCAGCAACAACAAACUUUGAUUCGAACACAACAGACUGUAUUAAACGCUGACGGUCAACCUAUGACGCAACAGAGAAUAGGAUUAGUGACGUCGCCAUUAAACACUCAAGGAAGAAUUCUUCAAGGGGGACGUACGUUAGUGAUCGAACAGGCAGGGGCACCGCAACAGCAGCUAGUGAGGCAACUGUCCGGGGUUCAAGAACGUGGGCAGUCUGUAGGAAUGGUGCAGUUCAGCCAACAACAGCUGGCGAAUGUACGAGGCGCCAUGCAGGCCGCGGGCGCUACUCCGCGGCCUCCUGGCUCGAGGCCAGCCAUGUCUCCGCUGCACGUGCAAUCUCCACAUUCCCAAUCGCCGCUGCAUACCUUAGCGCCGCAGUCGCCUCUCCAUCACCUAACUUCUCCAAUGCAAUCGCCGUUGCAUUCUCAACAGUCGCCCCUACACCAUACGUCUCAAUCUCCUCUGCAUCCGUCGACGCAAUCCCCUCUACACACGCAGCAGUCUCCAUUACAUUCGCAGCAGUCUCCAAUGCACGUCCAACAGACGAAUAUGCCGCAACAGUCGCCGAUGCAUCAACAAUCGCCGAUGCAUCAACAAUCCCCGAUGCAUCCCCAACAAUCGCCUAUGCAUCCGCAACAAUCUCCUAUGCAUCAACAAAGUCCUUUACACCCGCAACAGUCGCCGCUACACACUCAACAGCCUCAAAUCCAAACCCAGCACUCCCCAAUGCAUCAACAAAGUCCGAUGCAUUCGCAGCAGUCGCCGAUGCAUCUGCAACAGUCGCCGAUGCACACGCAGCAGUCGCCGAUGCAGUCGUCGAUGUCGCCGCAACACUUCUUGCAACAGUUGCAAGCACAGAGGACUAGUCCGCAGCUGCCCACGCCUAGUCGUAGCCCUCAGAUAUACCAACAGUCACAAAUCCAAAGCCCUGUGGCGUCACAUUCGCCGCAGUUACAUAAUAAUAUGGACUAUACAACGGGUAGAUUCUCAAGACCCGCCCCUGGGUGUUCCCCACUGCCCACACGUUUCGCCAGGCAACAACAACACCAUCAACAAGGAAUGCGAGUUGGUGUACCGUUUGGCAGUCGUCAACAGACAUCACCACUUGGCAGUCCUCAACCAUUGCCCUCGCCUGGCAACCCCGCUAAUGAAAUGGCUCGCCAGCAAAUGCUUCAGCGCCAACAAUACAGCCCCAUGGGCGGCGCGCCCGCGUCCCCCUCCCCGCGGCGCUCCCCGCAAGUGCCGCGCACCCCCACCCCCUCCGCCUCCCCCGCCGCCUCCCCCGCGCCCUCGCACGACGGCGGCGGCGGCGGCGGCGGACACAUGGGCCACCACACCGCCCCCAUUCCCCCUGGAUACAGAUACUUUAAACCUGGACUUCGAGGCGGCGCCCCAGUGUGGCCUCCACGGGAAGACGAAAGAAGACGACCUCCGCACAUUAAUAAAGUCUCCAUUCUUAAACGUCGCACCCCCCCACGUCCCCGUUUCGCGGGAAAAACCCCCGCCCCGCCUACACCUGAAGAAACUGAACAGACUGAUCGAAGAUAUGUAGUCUAUGGCGACACCGAGUACGCUACGACUUCAGACACUCGCGCGUCAUCUGACAGAGACGACGAUGACGAUGGAGAUGAUAUAGACGAACAUAUGGAAGACGAUGACAUAGUCCUCGUCGAGCCGGGAGUCAUAUCUCCAGAAGAAAGAAUAGCCACUGAAGAAGACUUUGAGGAGCUAAUAGAUAGUGGGAAACCAGAAGACGAAGCGGAAGAAGAAACGGCGACUCCGCAGACGUCGACUCGUACGGAGACAGCCACAAAAACUGUAGCAGUUAUUAGUUUAUCAACAGGAAAACAAUCUUCAGGAAACGUCCAGCAGUACAAAAUCAUGAAUCCGUCAUCGACCGCGCCGCUUUCGCGGUUACCAGUUUUAAGUGCAACCGUCCUCUCCCCGCAUUCCAAUACAAAAAUAUUAAAUGACGCCACUCAAGCGACUGUCGCUUCCGUCUCCAUAGCAAAUCAGACGAUAUCAGUCCCAGUUCUAAAGAAUCUCUCAGUUCCUAUAAACAGUAACGUAGCAAAGCCACAAAUUAAGAAAAUGCCACUGAAUUUAUCUAACGCCCCUUUAAAUAUUACUAUGUCUUCAGCACCGUCUCUUUCAAAGUCGUUGAGUUCGGUUAUAAGUGUGAUAUCUCCUAACGUACCUAAAGUAGCUAAUAUGAGUCCAGUGAUAUCAUUAGCGACCUCGAAUACUGCCGGCACGUCGAGAGUGCCAGUCUCAUUAUUGACGCAGCAUCAAGUAAAACAGAAGAUAGUUAAGACAAUAGAUAAGUCAAUGUCUUUGACUUUAACAAAUACGAAACUUUCUAGUCUAUCAGUGACUCAUGACGCCACUCUCCCUGCGAAAAUAUUCCAAGACGAAGCCGCUUCGCCAGACAGCACGGUCACUACAGAAAAUAACCCAGAUCGUGAGUUACAAAACCCAACGACGUCAACUCCUCAACAUUUGGUGCAACAAACGGCAAUUGACCACAGACCGCCUAUUAUCAAGGAAGGAAAUAAAGAUAUCGACAUUGAGACUGAAAUUAGCCAACAAACUGAACUGCCACAUUCACUAUGUAUCACUGAUCGAACUCCGCUAUUGUUAGGCAAAACUGACAUAAAGAGUCCGGAUCCCAUUCCAGAGAAAAUACCAGAUAACAUCAUGGAGGGUGAUGACGAGGAUAAACCCGAAGAUAAUAUGCAGAGUAAUUUAUUACUGUCUUAUAACAAAUCGAUAUCGGAACAGUCUAGUCAAAAUGCGCCAACUACCGACACCAAAGCCGAAGAGAAUGUUGUUAAAACUAUUAAGGCUAUUGCUAACCAGACCAAAGAGAUGGUCAUAGACUCUAACAUGCAAAUUACAUCGGACAUGGCUCAGGAGUCAGUUCAAAUAUCUAUACCAUCGCCCACGCCUUCCCAAGAAAGAUAUUUGAAUGACAUCACGAUGCAGGAACACCCCGAAACCGUUGAGGGAAAUCCUAAACGCGUAGAGACAUUUGAAGAUAUGCUUUGUAUACUUGAGAAUAUUGAUGAAACUAAGACAUAUGGACUGAAACAACCGAACCCAAAAGCGGGCAACCCUAACAUUCAGAAUCCGAAUAUGAAUAUUCCUCCUAAACAUGACAAUAAAGAUGCCCAAGAACAAAUGACUUAUCAGAAAAGAGAACCUGAUAGAUUGGGUCUGCAGUCAGCCACUGUGCCUCAACUGUCGCCGCUGUCACAUCCAUCAGAAUUGACUUCUAAUGUGGCGAACGUUUCGCAACAACUACGUACUAUAAUGUCUUCGCUAAACACGAACACGUCAAAGGUAGAAUCGCCAAAUUCUGCAGUGAUGAGAAAGAACAGUGACGCUACCACGCCCACUCAGGUUAACUUCGAAAACUUAUUGCCUUCUUCCAAAGUUGAAGUGGCCGCUUCCAGGCCUUCUCCUCAACCGAAACCUCCUACACCAAUGCCACCCUCUGAUAAUAUACCUAUGAGCGUAGCACAAAUGGUCGGCUCACGAAUCAAUACAUUAUCUACAUUAGGACAAAUGCGAAAAUCUCCCACAGUAUCCCCUAUUAACUCCCCUGUAGGUAUGCCGACCCAAUUAAUGAAAUCUCCAGCGCAAUCUCCCUUAAUUACCAAUCAAAAUUUCAUGUCUACAGAAGACUCGAAUCAAACAUCCAUGGCAUCACAAAUCAUUCAGAUGCCAGCCUUAUCUAAGAUUCACAGUAGCACGCCAAAUACAAUGAUUCACUCGAACACUGUCACUACUACUGUUAGUGGUUACCAGAAAAGUCAAGUCCUUCCUACGAGUAUAUUAGGUCACACAUUAUUACAACCAACAAGACAAAUAAGUGCUGGUACUAUCUCAUUCAAUCAACAAGGUAUCAGCUCGAGUCAGCCACCAGCUUUAGUGAUGACGUCGAGGCCGAUAAUGGGAAAUAAAGAACCAGCCCCCAAUGUCACUAUUAGAACCCACAGUAUCGUGAGCGCAGGAAUUGGGCAAAUUCAAGGACAAAUACAGGGCCAAUUACAAGGUCAAAUGCAAGCGAAGACACCUACUGGUACUAUAAAUUAUAUCCAGUCGUCAAAAUUGUUGCAUACGCAGCUAACUUCGCCAUUGAAAAGGUCAAAGUCGACUGAUGAACCAAAGACUGAUCUCAUCGUUGGACACAUACAACCUACGAAGAGACAUAGUGUUGAGGCUGUCGUAGUUAAAUCAGAACCGAUGGAGACUGACGAUCCUAACGCUGCAGCUGCAACAACUGAUAAUGCAGGCAAUAAAUUGCCACAGAAUGCAGCAAAUCAGAGGAACGAUGAAUCUCAGAAUGUGUUAUUAAAACAGCUGCUUCAGACUACUACGACAGCGGCAAAUGUUGUUCCUCAACGCACUAUGACCAUUCAAAGAACGGCUCCGGCAUUGGGCACUAUACCAUCACUAGAAGCCCAAUUAGCCAGACCAUCAAUUCCUCCGCCCACUUUAGCGUUAUCACAAGAAGUCGAAAUCCCUAAGAAUUCACCGAGACAAAUAACUGUAAAUUCACCGUUUACUUCCCGCCCGAUGCAAACGGCUAUGACGUCUAUCCCGACGUCUUCUAUAUCACCUUUGAUGCACACGUCGACUCAAUCAUUGAUGGAUGUGCGGAAACCGCCCAUGAAAAUUAUGACCAAAGAAGAGACCACGCCGAUCCCGGAAAGCUCACCUACAAUAAAAACAAUGCAGAUGUAUCCAAUUAGCGUUGAGAAUCAACAAUUACAGCAGGCCAUUAAAAAGGAAAUUGCGCCGCCGAUGCAAAGCCCCGUACAUAGACCUUUUACUCCAUUAGACGUUAAAAAAGAACUAAUAGAUGAAAGUUCACAACAGUCUGCCACAUCUGGAGUGUCUACGGCCUCAGAUCAAGGCAAGAUGGAUCAACCAAUGAAAGAGGAAUUCCCUGAAAGCGUAACUAUGGACCCGUCGUCCGAAGUCAACGCUCCUGAAACUCCUUCUGAAGCGAAAAAGAGAAAGCGACGUGAAUACCAACAAAAGAAACGUAGACAGAUGCAAAUGAAUAUAAAAGCUGCCGCAGAAAAUAGCAUGAAUGCGGCUAAUGCUAAAAAGAGGCCGCGAAAGGGAUCUCGGUAUGAGGAAGAUUAUGACACCUUUAUUGAUAAUUUGAUGGCGCAACUUCGAUUAUUACCUCCAAUGCAAAUCCAGGAACCAUCAUUGACAACAAAUUUUGCCGUAUGUCCCCUCUUUGGUUCCGGAGAUUUGACUAAAUUAAAGAGCAAAGAUUAUGACUUUCUGAAAGGCGAUUUAGUAGGAGAGUUCGGAAAUGCUAAGAUACCUAAUGUAGGUGAUUACUACAACACGAAACCGUUUGGAGAAGAAGAACCUUUGCCUGAGAAACCGGCGACAUCCACGCAGAGAGGAUUCUAUGAUCAAGAAUUUCAACCUAUCAUGUUCGAUGAUGACCUGGAAGACAAGAAGUUGGAUUUCAUUUGUAAAGAGCGCGAUACAGAUACUCCCGACAGUAUUGUUAGUUGUUCAAGUCCGGAAUGUCUCGACUUAGAGCCGGCGAAUAGGUUCCCAGGCUUGAAACUUAUUGACGACGAUGAAGAAGAUGAGGAUAGCGACUCAGGUCGAAUUUCGCCCAUCAUACCUCUCAUUGCACCCGUACCUAUUCGAGUGAAACCUGUCUCAUUAUACCAACUCAAAGAUGAAGACGAGAAGUUGAAGGCCAUAGACACUGGCUCAUCUAUGAAAUCAAAGAUGGUGGAUUCCCCGGGCAGUAUGGAGAGUAAUGAAAAUGUGACGGUCACUCUGACACUAACUUCUGGUGCUGCUGAAGAUAUUCUCGGUGUACUAAAAGAGUUAGCGGGAAUUCUACACAUACCGCCUCCGACAUCCUACCAAAUUAUAGAAAGAACGGCAACGCCACCUUCACACAAGUUAGGUCUGUAUAGAUCGAAAGGCAAAGACGGUAAAGAGGGAACACCAAUAGAUAUUCAGAGUAUCCUCAAUGGGGCAGCUAAAUUUUGCCGGCACUGUGACGUCGUGAUAUUGGAUUCUGUUGUCAGAGCAAAAGCUUCAGAGUUCCCGUUGCUUUCGGCCAACAAGGGCAAUGCCGAAGAAAUACUCUGUGAUAGCGAUUCUGAACUGUUCUUCUGUAGUACUCAGUGUUAUGAGAGGUUCGCUUGGAGACCGACGAAUAUAAUUCUCGAUGGAAAAUCAAAACCCGCGGUAAAGGAAGACAGUAAAUCUGACGUCGAAACUAAUUUAUCUAAAGACCGAGACGACUUCGAUACUGCAUCGACCGAAAGUAUGGAAACUGAUGAUUUGGACAUUAAACCCGAUAUCAAAGACGAGAAAAUGGACUUGUCUUUCAUUGACUCGUUAGACAAUGAUGAAUUAAUGAAAGAAGUGGGAGACGACGUCACGGCUCUAGAUGAAGACCUGAAGAGCGUGGAACAAGACGAAAAAAGUAACCAAAGCACAGAGAAAGAGAAAUAUCGAGGGAUUAGAUACAAAGCUUGGUCGCCCGGCUGUAUUGGCCCGCCAGCGAAAUAUAAACGUCCUACGGAUAGAGAGUUGACCGAAUUGGUGUUUAGAACAGGCGUAGCGAUUAUGCCAGUGACAAAUGAAGAUUCAAGACGUUGUGAAUUGUGUGGAAUUCAAGGGGAUGGUGUGGCGGAUGGGGUGUCGAGACUAUUGAACUGUGACGUGGACCGUUGGGUGCAUUUGAACUGCGCGCUGUGGUCGGAAGGAGUGUACGAAACUGUUAGUGGGGCUCUGAUGAACGUUGAGACGGCUUUAGCGAAUGGUUCUAGUGCGGUGUGCGCAGUUUGCAAGAGAUUGGGCGCCACUGUACGCUGCUUCAAGGUGCGGUGCGGUAGUGUGUACCACCUGGGCUGUGCCGUCAAGGACAGCUGCGUGUUUUACAAGAACAAGUCGUGUUUCUGCGCUUCUCAUGCGCCCAAAAAUGAAAAGGAUAACGAGCUGACAACCCUAAGCGUCCAACGUCGCGUGUUCAUCUCCCGAGACGAGCAGAGACAAGUGGCGUCAGUGAUGCUGCACUCGGACACCAACCACCUGAUCCGUGUGGGGGGCCUGAUCUUCCUGAGUCCGGGACAUCUGCUGCCGCACCAGCUGGCCGCCUUCCACACCCCCCACUACAUCUACCCCAUCGGAUACAAGAUUGUGAGGUUCUACUGGUCGAUGUCGCGCGCCAACAGCCGCUGCCGGUACUUGUGCUGGAUAACAGAAGAGGAAGGCAAGCCUCGCUUCCACGUGCGGGCUCAGGACGAACACCGCGACGAACUGAGUGCGGCCACACCGCGCGCUGCCUGGGCCACGGUGCUGGACGCAGUGGCGGCGUUACGCGACGGCCGGACAGAGGACGGGGUGCUCAAGCUGUGGCCCAACUACGUCACCGGAGAAGACCUGUUUGGACUCACUGAACCCGCGGUUGUCAGGGUUUUGGAGAGUUUGCCUGGUAUCGAGACGCUAACAGACUACCGCUUCAAGUUCGGUCGGUCCGCGCUUCUCGAGGGCGGGCUGGCGGUGAACCCUUCCGGCUGCGCGCGCAGCGAGGCGCGCUGCGGCCGCGGCUGGCGUCGCCCAGCUAGGUCGCUGGUGCCCGCGUCCCCCGCCGCCGCCGCCGACCACGGCGUACCCCCCGCCUCUUCAUCAUCCUCGACUGCCGCCUGCCCUUAUUCCAAACAGUUCGUUCAUACGAAGAGCAGCCAGUAUAAGAAGAUGAAAUCGGAGUGGAGAAACAAUGUGUACUUGGCUAGAUCUAAAAUCCAAGGACUAGGUUUGUACGCGGCGCGCGACAUUGAGAAACACACGAUGGUGAUAGAGUACAUCGGAGAGAUCAUUCGCUCCGAAUUGUCUGAGAUUCGCGAGAAACAGUAUGAAGCUAAGAACCGCGGCAUCUACAUGUUCCGGCUGGACGAGCGGCGGGUGGUGGACGCGACGCUGAGCGGCGGCCUGGCGCGGUACAUCAACCACUCGUGCCAGCCCAACUGCGUGGCCGAGACUGUGGAGGUCGACCGCCAGCUGCGCAUCAUCAUCUUCGCCAAGCGCCGCAUCGCUCGCGGCGAGGAGCUGGCUUACGACUACAAAUUUGACAUAGAAGACGACGCCCACAAGAUAAUGUGUAUGUGCGGCGCCCCCAACUGCCGCAAGUGGAUGAACUGAAUGAGAACUACCGCUGCUGUGUACAUCGUGAUCUACUAAGGAAGGCUAUGAAGUUUAGUUUUAUGUACCAAAGUGAUUUCAACCUUAACAUAAGCAAAACGAUACUUUAAGAUACACCAAUGGAUUUCGACGACCCAGAGUCGCGUAUUUAUUCUAAGACAAUAUGAAAAGUUUUACAGAUAACUGAUAAACUGUAAUUUUUCUAUUCUAUUUGUGAUCAUGCAAAAGAGAUGAACACAUUUUUGUAUAUAAUAUUAAAAUAUAUAAAUCAUUGUUGUUACUAAAUUUUAAUGAUUUAGAUGUGGAGUUUUCCAAGUUUACUGCUAAGUUUAAUUUUUAUUAUAUUUUUAUGCACUACGAAUGUUUUCGCUGACUGUUCACAAUUAUUUAUUUUCGGUUUCGUGCGUUAUCAUGAUUUCUAAAUUAUUAUCGAUCCGAAUUCUAUCAAAUCGAUAUUAUGACUUAGUAUACUAUAGAAAAUCUCAACAGUGAUGAAAUAUUAGGUUAAGUUACCAAAUAAAUGAGUUUGCAUUUAGUACUUGUAGCAUUGUAGACCGUAACAUACAUGACGCCACGCUGUGCCUGACCGUUUGUAUGUUGUGAGAGGCGAGUUACCGGCGCCCGAUAGUUGUAACGGCCAUACGCUUCCAUACUCGAUCACGAGCUUUUUUAUACAAACAGAUAAAUAUUUUUCCUUCCAUGAAAUGUUAGAAAUUUAUUUUAUAUAUUUUCUUAAAUUUAUGACGACCGACCGCUAUGUUCGAGUAUGGAAUAAGUAUGCAUUUUGUAGGUAGUAUAAUUUAUUAAAGUAACUGAUAGUCCCAAAUGUGAUAUUACCUCACAUGAAGUCGCGUGAACUUACUCGGUGGCCAUUGUAGGGCUACGGAUAGUCGGAGUUAUUUUUAAUGGAACGUAGUAUGAUCGAAGGCAUCGGUGUGAUUUAGGAAGCUAAAUUAGAGAAAAUAUUAUUUGGACGAGCACGACGUAAGUCUAGGCGAUUGGUGUGACAUGGUUGUAGACAAAUAGUAAGUGAAAUGAAAUAAGUAAUAUUGAUAGCACAAGGAUGUUAGUUGUUUGAUCGCAAGUUGCCAUCUACCAAUGUUAUGAACUCAUGCAAUAUAAUUUUAAGUGUUAAAGUGCAAUAUCAUAUGCGGAUAUAGUGUAAAUAAUUACCUACAACUUUGCAGAGUACGUUUUUUAAUUUGUAAUAGAGCCGUAGAUUUAUAUAAAGUUUUAAUGCAUUGUUUAUAAUUGAAGUUAUGUCAUUUCCUUCAAUCAAUUUAUUUAUUAAAGCAUUCCCAUUGCACUGAAAAAAGUCUACUCAAUUAUUUUUCACAAAAUAAAUUUUGACAUGGUGUUGUUUGUAAAAAAAAUAUUACUUUAGAAAUAUUCUAUACAUUAGUAUUUUUAUUGCAUUAUUUUCCUAUCAUUAAAAUUUUAAUUAGUAAUAACAAA
Messenger RNA from Plodia interpunctella (Indianmeal moth), 16920 nucleotides. RefSeq names its product histone-lysine N-methyltransferase 2C-like. Gene Ontology annotation, biological process: positive regulation of transcription by RNA polymerase II. Gene Ontology annotation, molecular function: histone H3K4 methyltransferase activity; transcription coactivator activity; histone binding. NCBI's taxonomy places the organism in Eukaryota, Metazoa, Arthropoda, Insecta, Lepidoptera, Pyralidae. The transcript is spliced from 53 exons. The coding region runs from base 181 to 15465 and encodes 5094 amino acids. The record is from RefSeq and is a predicted model, not a curated record. Gene Ontology annotation, cellular component: MLL3/4 complex; nucleus.